AGCGAUAUUGCCGGCUUUGUGUUUGCUGACCGGAGAGUGCUCCUGCUUUUCUUCCGUCUCCGCAUAAACAAGCCAGACUCGCCUUUUCUUGCCCAAUCACGAAAAAACCGAUAUACUGCGCUCUUUUUGCAUUUCGCAUUUCUUGGAGAAUAACGUUGCAGUGGCCUGCGUGUCGCAUCGCUCGCACUCAAUGUAGAACUUCUGUAUCUGGCGUCACCAGAAGAAGUUGCAAUAAGGACAAAGUUAUGUUGGCAACCACCAUUUUUCUACUGCUUCUACUGCAAUACGAAUGCCAUGCAUCUGCCGCGGUAAAAGCGAAAACACCCCAUGAACCUGAAAAACAUUUGAAAACGACGAGAAAUUACUCUGAGAAAAACAAGACAUCAAUAGACAACCCUCGUCCAAUGGAAAGAGGAAUACCAAAGGGUGAAAUUUGCUACGCUAAUGUUGGCUGCUUCUCUCUACGUGACCGACUGACGCUCCCAUCUAAUUUGCCAAGCGACCCGAACUAUUCCAAGCCUCAAUUUCACCUCUACACAAGAAAUAAACGGCACAUUCCAACAAUUUUCCAGCUGAAGCCAACAGAAGGCUAUCGGUAUCUGGUGGAGUUUAGCCGAGCGAAACCACUAUUUAUUUUGGUGCAUGGUUGGCUGGAGUCCGCAUACGCUCCCUGGGCGCAGUCCAUCAAGGACGCUCUUCUUAACGAGGUGGAUGGCAACGUUGUCGUUGUCGAUUGGAGUGGAUUGGCAGCCACGACGUAUGCAAAUGCAGCGGCCAACACAGCGGCUGUGGGGCGCACGCUGGCGCUGGUCAUGCAGCGGCUCGUUCAGGAGUUCCCACUGAGCGCAGCACUCGUACACGCCAUUGGAUACAGCUUCGGCGCGCAGGUGUCCGGUUUCUUCGGCAGAAACCUCAAGAAAAAUACGGGCACUCUAAUUGCUCGCAUAACAGCACUGGACCCGGCUGGUCCCUUAUUCAACGAAACGGACGUCUGUGUAUGCCCUGAGGACGCCGCCUUCGUAGACGUCAUCCACACCAGCGGCGGCUACAAGCACCAGCCAUGGCAACUAGGACUCCUCAGGCCUACAGGUCACGUGGACUUCUACGUGAAUGGUGCCAAGAACCAACCCGGAUGUUAUGGCUCGACGCUGUGCGACCACAUGAGGGCCCCGAUUCUGUUCCUCGAGUCACUGGUGAACAAGGCAUGUCGCAUGGUGUCGCGGCCGUGCAGAGAAGGCUUUGCGGCUUUCCUACGUGGGAAGUGCGGCCCUGCCGAUGCUGGACUUGACCGCGGAGAGAUGGGCUUUUUUAGCCCUCGGGCUAUCGGCCGCGGUAUCCAGCUGGUUUCUACAGGCGCCGGCCCACUCGGAUAUUUCUGCAUUAAAGAGCGCAAAGAAUAAUUGCGGCUGUCCCUGAUCUUGUG
Molecule: messenger RNA, 1423 nt
Organism: Rhipicephalus sanguineus (brown dog tick)
Lineage: Eukaryota; Metazoa; Arthropoda; Arachnida; Ixodida; Ixodidae
Product: phospholipase A1
Exons: 8
Coding region: 246-1400 (384 amino acids)
Molecular function (GO): lipase activity
Source: RefSeq, a predicted model, not a curated record